Messenger RNA from Danio rerio (zebrafish), 2938 nucleotides. NCBI's taxonomy places the organism in Eukaryota, Metazoa, Chordata, Actinopteri, Cypriniformes, Danionidae. The record is from RefSeq and is a predicted model, not a curated record.
GAUAUGUGCCCAAGGUUCCUACCACACCGUUAAAGACCAGGUAGUGAGCCUGCAAGUGCUGCCCCCGGAGGAGGCAGACCCAGCCCUUUUCUUACUUUUUCCAGUUCGCGCUUUGCGUAUUUAUCUGGACCGCACUCAGAGUUUUAGAUCAUCUGACAAUCAUCAACAAUCCAUCUCUGUUCCAGGACUGUGAGAGUUUUAUGGAUGCGCUGUAUGGAAUACAGAGUGGCAUGUCCAAAAAAGUGAGCAUGAAGGUCACAGCAAAAAAAUCAGAGUUUGGUUGUGGCAAAGAAGUUUUGCCAAAGGACUGCCUUGUUGUUUUGGAGGCUGCAUUCAAAUAUUUCCAGGCCAUGAUAUGCAAAAUGCAGGGUCCAGGAGCCAUCACAGGGGACUGUUUGACUAAAAAUGAAUGGCUGCUCGUCCUGUACUACCUGGAGGCUGUUAUCAUGCUGAAGCUAGUCCAGCGGCCUGGAGUAGUGACACACAUGACUGUUGAGGAUUGGGAGGGGAGAAGCCGGAUAGAGAAUGGUGUCUGUGUUGCAGUGAAGGAGCACAAAGUACCGUUGUCACACGAACAGGAACUUUGGUUCGACUUGUACUUCAAUGAGGUGCGGCCAGUAAUGCUGCAAGAAAACCGCACUGGUGACGAUGUGGCAGCUGAUUCAUUUUUUGUGUCAAGUAGUGGGAGAUCCAUUUAUGAUCCUUCCAAUGACUUAAAAAGACUACAUGACAAAUAUAGUCUCCCCAGUGUGACGUGUGGUGAUGCCCAGAGAGCAUUUGAGGCAGCAGCACAAAACCUGUCAGAAGUGAAGAGAAAUGUGGUGGUAGCUGAAAGGAACUACAUGAGGAGAACAUCUUCAGAUCCGUUUCUGGCUCUUAGUGUGCUAGAUCAGCUCGCUGGGGAAAAAAACCAGCCAUCAGAGUCCAAAAUAAACCGCUGGAUGGACAAACAAGGGUGGACUUCAAACGUCCCACAGGCUGCAGUGGUUCUGAAGCAGUGGAAGCCCGUUGCCAGGUUGCACUUGGUCAUCGUCAGCAGCUUUGUGCAUAAAAUGAUUUUGUCUCAACGCUGGAAAGGACUGACUGUCAGGCCCGUCCCUGACAAGAGCAAUGGUGUUUUCUACAAAAGACCCUUUCAGAUCGGGGAGGUUGUCUGUGAAUACCACGGCCAGCUGUUUAGCCAUGGCAAUUACUUCGACAAGUGGCAUCAGAGCUGGCCAUUUGUUUUUUUUUAUAAGAACAAGCAACAUGAAGCCAUGUGCAUUGACACACAUGAAGAAAGCUGCCAGUGCCAUCCCAUGAAGUUCAAUUAUGGACCCCUGAUCCGUCACUCCAGCAAAAGAGCCAAUUUCCGGCCCAGGCUGUAUGUCCUUAAUGAUAGAGACAUCAUUCUCUUCAUUGCUACAAAAGACAUUAUGAGUGAUGAGUUAUUUUAUGAUUAUGGCUCAAAGAGGAGAUAUUUUGCUGGGAAAGGACUGGAAUUGGACUGGAUGUGAAACAACAUCUUUCCAUCCCCCAUACUCACUCACUUCUAACAUGUCCAACUCCCAAGUUUCCACCUGUGGCCAUGUUCUCUCCUCUCUCUCUGGACUCUGGACAACCAUCACUGCUCUUCUCACCCUGAAGUACUCUUUCUGCACUGCCAAGCACCAACACUGCUCUCCAAAUAGAGACUUGGUUGUAAUAGGCUGAAUGAGUAGGUCUUACAAACCAUUCACCUUUACUUCAAGAGAAUUGUAUUUUCUCUUACUGACUUUUUUUGCACUCUUUUUUUUCUUAUAAGUUUUCUUUAUGCAAUAGUGAGAGUGUGAGUAGGCUACUCCAUAUUCUCUCCUCUCUCUCUGGAUUCUGUACAACAUGUGGAAUUACAGCCUGGUAAGUAUGCUUAAACUACUCUUAACCCUCCCUUCCAUCCAUCUUCAAGUUUCAACCACAUUAUUGUGCAUUUUCUGGUUGUCGUCUUCUUUUUGUUUCAGAUUACCGAGGCUUUUAAGGUCAGCAGCCAUGGACCUCAAUCCUGAGAAUGAACCAGGACUGUUAAUUCUUCAAAGCAAGCUAUAGUAUAUCAUCCUAGGAUUCACUGCUAUUUUUCAUUUAAGACAUCACCUAUGUUGUCUUUAUGUUGUUUGAUUAAUGUUCAGAUUUUGUUCAUUUGUUUGCACUUGUAUGUACUGGAAGUAAUUUAGUUUCUUUAGUGUAGUUAUUUGAUAUUACUAUUAUAUGUAGAUGACCUUUAAAUUGUUCAAUCACGGACACUUCUACCUCCAUCCAGUAGAGGGUGCUGUUGUCUUAAAACAGGCCGUAGUGUACAUAUUAAAGAAGUUUUUGGUGAAGGUUUAGCGCUAGAAAAGGAAAGGACUUUGGAGUGCUCUCUGUUAAAACUAUCGUAAAGGCAGUCAAAAAGGUUUUUCUCACAUUUAGCUCCUGGCCGAUGAAGGGCACAAGGUAGUUUAUAUGUUAAUCAGUGAAAUUUAAAAAGACUGUUUAUCUUGAAAGUUUAUAGUUUGUUGCCAUUGUUAGUGUUAUGCAAUUCAAAUUAUUUAGACUUAUCACAAUACAGGUAAAUACAUUUAUAUUUUAUGCCUGUACAGUUAAUUUGAGACUGUAAAUGUGUAUUUAUCAGUUUAUUGGCUAGUUAUGAGCAUUUGUUUAAUGCAAUUUCAAGGAUAUGUGUAAUGAAUAUUAUUUGUUUCUUUUAUUCAGCUCUUACGAUUAUUUAUUUUGAAGAUUAAAAACUAUAUAAACAUCAGUCCAUGAGAGUAAAGUGCAUCUGUUCAGCUGGGAAUGCUACAUAUACAGUCUUCUACUGUGCCGUUAUUUCACAUACUUCUUAAAAAGUUGCAGAAAUGACCCAGAGUCACAAAGUUCUGUUUCAGUGGAUUCAUAUUAUGCUUUUUAAACAAAUUUUUAUUAAAUAAAAGUAAUAAAAUAACUAAGA